Molecule: messenger RNA, 1720 nt
Organism: Phlebotomus papatasi
Lineage: Eukaryota; Metazoa; Arthropoda; Insecta; Diptera; Psychodidae
Exons: 6
Coding region: 567-1487 (306 amino acids)
Source: RefSeq, a predicted model, not a curated record
UGUCUGCUGACGGCAUAGAAAUUAUUUCAACUGAGAUCGGGUCGGUAUAAAAGCAAAGAGGUGGAAAUUCUCGCGUCAUUUUACCUUGAUCUUGGAUAUACAUCGCAUCGUGGGGUUUCUUUCUCGUCGCCUUAAGUAAAGCACAAAAAAAGGUUGUCUAAAUAAAACAAGAACGGUGAUCGAGUUAAAAAGAGUUUAACAAGUUAAUUUCUCCGCUCUGCAAUUUUUUUGAGACACAAUUUUUUUUUGUUUAUUUUUCAUAUAUUUGUUCUACUGAAAUUGAAAUUUAUUAGCGAGAGAAAUCACCUUGUGUGAUUAACUCAUUUUAUUAAUCUUGGCUAAUUUUUCUAAUCUUGUUAGCGUUCAAUUUGAUGGUGAUAAGUGACGAUUUAACGGAUGGUUUUUUUUCUUGUAUCUUAAGAUUGAGUGAGGAAACGUGCCCGAUUUGUGAUCACUACCAUUUUGGAGUUAGGAAGUGAUUUUAACAGUGCAUUCCUAAAGAGUGGACAUUGGUCAGAACUGAGAUCCGGAUUUGAGGAUAAAUCUCGUGAUUGGCACAAAAUAAAAUGGGCACGUUGAUGAUAAUUGGAGUAUCUACGCUGUUUGUGCUGACAAGUGCCAUAAGUGUUAAUGCCAAAGAUGAUGCAUCACCCAUGCUGGACACCAUCUUCUGCCCAUUUCGCCCCAAUCCAUGGGACUGUGCUCGACAGAAUCUAGCGCGCAUGCUGACGAAUUGGGACGCAGUGAUCACCAGCAAGAUGCAGGAAUUCAAAGCGGAAGCAGAUGCAGAAUAUGAGGCAAAAUUGCAAUCGAGAGACUUCAGUGCGAGGGAUCUUCAUCAAGAUAAACCAUCCAUCGUAAUGGCAUCGGUUGAGAAUACAAUAACCAAUAUUGCAGAGUCCGUUUCAGAACGUCUCGAUCAGUUUCUCAGGAAGCCCAAGUCGGACGAUCUGGAGAUGGAGUCAAAGAUGCAGCUAUUGGGUGAGGAAAAUGCUGGUGAUGUGAGUGCUUUGGAUGCCACUGCAAAUGAGGCAGAAGGUGGCACUGACGAUGAGAUGGAAAGUGGUAGAUAUGCUGGAGAUCAGCGCGGGAAGAAGAAGAAAAAGAAGAAAGCCCUGAUGAAAUUGUUACUUCUGGGAGCAAUUGUUAAGGGGAAAAUUGAGAUGUUGCUAAAGUUGUUGUCCGCACAUUUGCAGCUCAAAUUCCUGGCAAUUGCAGCAAUUGGUCUGUUGAUCAAUGUGGCACGAUUCUGGAUUGAUCUCAAGAAGGGCCAUCAGCCACAGAAAGUGAUUUACUAUGAACAUGCGCAACACCAGCAUCAUUAUGAUGACCAUGGUGAUGAAUAUGGCGGUGGCUACUGGAAGCGCUCCCUGGAAGCUCCAGGCAGUGUAGCAUCUGAGACGGAGGUCCAUGAACUGCCCUACCGAUACCAGAGACCCACAUCCUCAGUCUAUCACCAACCUCAGGCACCGCCCUACCUGUACUGAUCGUCAUCCCAUUGAGAAGAUCACCCAAGAUCAACCUGACGAAAAUAUCCGAGAACAUCGUUGAUUUAGUUGACUAGAUAUUUAAGUAAUUUAUUUGUAAAUACUUCCCCUAAUUCACUAAUUUAUUGUCCCUUCAGUUUUUUUUUCUCACCUUUUACCCCACCCAUUGAACCAUUAUCUAUUACAUUGUAACUGUUAAGAGAGACUCUGAAUAAAAAAAUAGUGCUCUAAAA